Temnothorax curvispinosus is the source of this 729-nucleotide messenger RNA. Its product is annotated as odorant receptor 43a-like. The record is from RefSeq and is a predicted model, not a curated record. Bases 96 to 695 code for a protein of 199 amino acids. Gene Ontology annotation, biological process: detection of chemical stimulus involved in sensory perception of smell; sensory perception of smell. The transcript has 5 exons. Gene Ontology annotation, molecular function: odorant binding; olfactory receptor activity. Gene Ontology annotation, cellular component: plasma membrane. Lineage: Eukaryota; Metazoa; Arthropoda; Insecta; Hymenoptera; Formicidae.
CAGGCAAAGUGCUGCCAUUGCAAACAUAUUACAUAUACAACGUAAGUAACAGCCCAUUUUACGAGACAACUUUCAUCCUACAAGGUUUUAGUUUGAUGAUAACCUCAUCUGUGUACACCGGCACGGAUUCCUUCAUGGGUUAUCUGGUCUUCCAUAUUUGUGGUCAACUUGAAAACUUCAGGACACGUAUUCUUAAUCUGGAUAAAUUUAGUCACUUUGAAGAAGCACUAUCUUCUAGCGUGCAGGAUCAUAUACGUCUUAUCAGAUGUAUUAAAAUCAUCGACAAUACAUUUAACUUGAUGCUGCUUAGUCUGCUGGUUUAUUUUGGCAUACUUUUUGCUCUGUUUGGAUUUUUAUUUAUCACCAUAACGACACAAGGUCGCAAUCUCUCCAUUGCUCGACUCAUUUACAUCCUGACGGCUUUCAUUACGGGGUUCACACAUAUGUGUCUUUAUUGUGUGAUAGGCGAAUUUUUAGUUAUUCAAUGUGAUGGGAUUUACGAGGCUACUUAUCACUAUAAGUGGUAUAAUCUAAAGCCGAGGCAGGCCAGAAAUCUGUUGAUUAUAAUGAUGCUAGCUAAUAAACCACUGCACCUUACUGCAGGAAAACUCUUUCCUAUGACGAUGGCUACAUUUUGCAAUCUGUUAAAAACAUCGGGUGGUUACAUAUCGGUUUUACUGGCACAUCGUAAUUAAACUGUAGACAUUUAAUUGUAUAAAACAAAUCCCC